AUGGCGCCGAGCAAGAGGGAGACCGUGUGGAAGAACCGGAAUAGAAGGGUGGAGCUUCGGAGGAACCCGCGAGAGUUCGAACUCUCCAUACAAGAGAUCCUUGGGGAUGCAGCCAUCAUCCAUUCUCCUUGUAAGACCAAGGCAUCCAAGUCGAUGCUGACUGAGGAGAGAGUGGAUGCUCAGCAGGUUGGCAUGUUUCAAGACUUCAGCAUGGCCAACUUUGUCCCCACCCCCAGGAAGUUUUUGGAUUCAGUGAAGGGUCUCGAAGCAGGUCUUUUCACUCCUCGGGACUGCACCCACUGUCAGAGUGGCCUCCUUAGUCACUUCAUCGACUCUCCUCUGCCCAUGGCGCUGUCUCCCUGUGGAAACCAGUCAGCUGUGCCCACCACGUUCCUGCUGCUAGGGCUACCAGGCCUCUGGGAGACCCGCCUUGGCCUGUGUGCCCUCUUCCUUCUCCUCUACCUGCUCACCCUGGUGAGCAACCUGCUACUGCUGGCAGUGGUGUGGGUUGAUGCCCACCUCCAUGUGCCCAUGUACCUGCUGCUCUGUGCCCUCGCCACCUCUGAGACCUGCUUAAGCCUAGCUGUGGUCCCCCAGAUGCUGGUGGCACUAGCAUCCCUCCAUGGCACAGCCAUUCUCUCCUACCAGGGCUGCAAGGCCCAGAUGCUGCUGUCGGGUGGCUGGGCUUGCACCAAUUGCUUCCUGCUGGCUGCCAUGGGCUAUGACCGGGCCGUGGCAGUGAGUGACCCCCUGAGGUACACCACCCGCAUGGGCCACCAUGUCUGCAUUUGUCUGGUGGUGGGAUGUUGGCUGGGAGGCUUCAUAGUAGCAGGUGGCAUGUGUAGGGCCAUUUUCUGGAUGAGCUACUGUCCGGGGCAGAACCCCUUGAACCACUUUUUCUGUGACAUCCCUCCCUUGCUGGCGGCAGCCCAGGGGGUCACAGCGCCCAGUGAGGCCGCUGUGCUUCUCCUCAGCCUGCUGGUUCUGGGUGGCUCCGUGGUGGCCAUUGUGGCUUCCUAUGGCUCCAUCCUGGGGGCCGUGCUGAAGGUGCAUGGGGGCAGGAGCUGGCACCGGGCCUUCGCCACCUGUGGAGCUCACCUCACUGUGGUAGUGCUGCAUUUCGGCUGUGCCAGCUUCAUCUACUUGAGGCCCAAGGACAGCUACACCCUGGAGAGGGAUUGUCUGCUGAGCAUCACCUAUGCAGUGGUCACCCCCUUCCUCAACCCCCUGGUGUACAGCCUCCGCAACCGUGAGGUCCACACGGCCCUCCACAAGCUGCUGGUCCAGAGGCGAGUGGAGGGGUGA
Molecule: messenger RNA, 1305 nt
Organism: Alligator sinensis (Chinese alligator)
Lineage: Eukaryota; Metazoa; Chordata; Crocodylia; Alligatoridae
Product: olfactory receptor 10Z1-like
Exons: 4
Coding region: 1-1305 (434 amino acids)
Biological process (GO): G protein-coupled receptor signaling pathway
Cellular component (GO): membrane
Molecular function (GO): G protein-coupled receptor activity; olfactory receptor activity
Source: RefSeq, a predicted model, not a curated record